AUGCCAUCCUUCUUCAUUGGCGUCUACGUGGCGUUAUAUCCUUAUGCCGCUCAAACAGACCAAGAACUUACACUCGCUCAAGGUGACCUUCUCUAUCUCCUUGAAAAAUCCACCACCGACGACUGGUGGAAAGUUAAAAAACGCGUUUUGGGCUCAGAAACUGAGGAACCUGUUGGCCUAGUGCCUAAUACCUACAUCCAACCAGCUCCAGUUGUUUCAAUAGCUAAAGCUUUAUAUUCAUAUGAUAGACAAACUGAAGAAGAACUUUCUUUCCAAGAAGAUGAAAUCUUUGAUGUCUACGACUCUUCAGACCCAGAUUGGCUUCUUGUUGGCAAAAAAUCAUCACAAGAAUAUGGCUUUGUCCCAGCAAACUAUAUAGAAGUUGGCUCAGGUGCCUCUGCUGCUGUUUCUGCUGCUGCUCCUCCUCCCUCUCAAUCUGCCUAUGCUGCUCCCAUUGCUGCCGUCACUGCUGCUACCGCUACCUCUUCUACUUUUGGACAAGGCCCUAAAAACUCUUCUUACAUCCCCCCACCUCCACCACCAACUUUUGUCCCACCUGCUAAAGAUAAACCCCUUCCAGAAAUGCCCCAGGACUCUUCUCCACCUCCUUCAGACAAUUAUGGCUCUAGUCGCCCUAGUAAUGAAGAUGAUGAAGAUGCCCCCCCUCUUCCUUCUAGACCAACUAAUUCAGACAAUAAUAAUAGACGACGUCCAAGAGAUCAAGCUCGUACCGAGUCAAGCUCAAACAACAAUGACAAUAGCAACAAUAAUAAUAAUAAUAAUAAUAAGAAAAACGAACAAUUCUAUAAUUGGUACGUUCAGGAAGUUGAUGGAAGGAAAAAAUACAAGGCAACUAUUUCAAUUGGAAAUGGCUCAAUCAUGUACUCCUCAGCCCGUACAGACUCAAACCCUCAGCAAUGGCCCAUUGACGACCUCAUUAAUUAUAAUAGCGAAAAGAAACACGUUUUCCUUGAGCUCCAACACCCUUCUCUUUCCCUAGAUCUUCAUGCUGGCUCAAAAGAAACCGCUGAGGAAAUCAUUUCCGUUUUAGGAGAUCUCUCCGGUGCAAACAAAGCCAUUGGCCUCAGAGAGGUCAUUGCUGCCGCAAAAUCAGCAGGUCAGAAAAUGGGCAAGGUUCUCUACGACUUUGACGCCGCUCAUGACGACGAAGUUACUGUCAAGGAGGGCGAAAACAUUUUUGUCAUUGACUCGGAACGUAGUCGCGAAUGGUGGCUCAUUCGUAACGCUUCAGGUCGUGAGGGUAUGAUUCCAAGCUCUUAUAUCGAAGUGGCACCUGAACCAACCGCUUCGAAACGUCUCUCAUUUUACCCAUCUCGUCAAAAAUCAGACGGUGGAAACAAAAAGUCUCUUCUCCGUCGUCCAAGUUUAUUUUCUUCUUCCUCUUCAUCUAGAAAAGAACGUGAGGAUAAAGAAGAACGUGAACGUGAAGCUGAUCGUGAACGUGACUACCAGCGUCAACAAGACGCAAGAAGAAGACAACGCAGCCAAUCCAAUGGUGGCGGUAGCAGCAGCAACAAUAGAGAAAGAGAAAGAGAAGGCAGAGAAAAUAAAGAAAAACCCAAACCAGAUUCUAGAAAAGUUCGCACAUGGACAGAUAGAUCUGGUGCUUUUAAAGUCGAUGCUGCCUUUUUGGGCUGUGUUGAUGGAAAAAUCCAUCUCCACAAGGUUAAUGGUGUCAAGAUUGCUGUUGCUGCUAGUAAAAUGUCUACUCAGGAUUUGGAAUAUGUCGAAAAUCUCACUGGAAUGAGUUUUGAAGAUGAUAAGCCCCUGGCUGAUAUUAAACGUGGCUCCAACCGUUCUGGUGCUCGCAGAGCCAGCUCACGUGGUGAUGAACGUAGCUAUUCUCCUUCAUACCGCAACAAGUCUCAACAACAGGUCCUUACCAUUCCUGGAGGUGUCAGCACAGGAGACCACGAUCCGGAUUCGUUUUCGCCCAGAUCAUCGUCACGUCCUGCUGAUUCAAAUGCUCGCAAUCAUGUUUCCCAGGCACCCUCAACUCUCCCUGAGUUUGAUUGGUUUGGCUUCUUUUUGGAUUGCGGUGUUGACAUUAACAAUUGUCAGCGCUACUCUAUCAAUUUUAAUCGAGACCAAAUGGAUGAGUCCAUUCUUGCUGACAUUACUCCUGAGGUUCUCCGUACCUUGGGCCUUAAGGAAGGUGAUAUUCUCCGUGUCACCAAGCGUCUUGACGAAAAGUUCAACAGACGCCUUGAGGGUCAAAAGACAGGUGGUGGCCCCGGUGGCGCCGCAAUUGUCCCUGUGGGAACUGCAGCAGGUGGUCUUUUUUCAAAUACCGAUGGUACGUUGAAGAACAAUACCACAAGACAAGCCAAUGCUGGCCCGGCCCCAGCUCCGGCCCCGAUCUCGGUUCCAGCCACUUCGGUUCCAUCAGCUGCUGCAUCAACUGCCAGCCUGGCUUCUCAGGUUCAGCCUGCUGCUCAAGGCUUUGAAGAUGAUGCAUGGGCAGUUAGAGCUGGUGCUGGUCCUGCUCCUAUUGCACCAGCACCGGCACCAGCUUCUGCCCCCGUUGUGGUUCCAGCACCAGCACCAGCUCCUGUGAUUGUUGCAGCUCCUCCACCUCCACCUCCUGCUCCAGUCUAUGCCAAUCCUCCUCCUGCUCAACCUCAGCCUACUGGCGCAUUGAAGGAGUUUAUGGAUUUUAAGCCUUUGAACCCUGUGCAAACCGAAGCUGCCAAAUCUGCAAACAUUAAGCAGCAAAUGACUGGCAUGGCUCCACAGGCCCCCCAGCGCACUGGCGGUGGUUCUAUCAUCACAAUCCCCGUUACUAUUCCCAUUGCACUCCAGCCUGUUGCAACUGGUGCUCUUGGUGCCCAAGCAACUGGAGGAUUGGUGCGCGAGCCUCUUAAUCCAUUUGCUACUGGUAUUGCUCAGCAACCCUUUAGUGUAUCAACUACGUCGUUGCCUGGACAAGUUACUGGUGGGUUUGUUGCUCCUCAAGUCACUGGUGGUUUGGUGCGAACUCAAAUCACUGGUGGUCUUGUACCCACCCAUACCACCAACCCGUUUUUGACUCAACAAUUUGCUGCCUCGACUCCUGCUCUUACAGGUAACCCGUUUUUGCAAGGUGGAGCUGCCCCUCAGACUUCUUUUGGAUCAGUUGUUGUUCCUCAAACUACAUUUGGCCAAGUGCCUACAUCAACUUUUGGACAGGCUCCUCAGGUUUCAUCUACAACUGCACCAACACUUAACACGUUGAACAACCAGAUGCAGGCUCUCAACUUGCAACAGGUUCAGCCUCAGGCCACGUCGUUUCAGAAUUUUAUUCAGCAGCCCACUUUUAUGACUGGCAGUACGCCCAAUUUGUUUAUGCAGCAGCAGCAGCCUCAAUUGACAUUGUUCCAACCCCAGCAGCCCACGUUUCAACAACAACCUACAUUCCAACAACAACAACAACCUACGUUCCAACAACAGCAACAGCCUUCUGUGUUCCCACAGUUUGGAGCUGCAGCAGCUACGCAGCCAGCUGCCGGGUCCGGGUACCAGAUGAAUGUUCAGCCGCUGCAAACGCAGCCGACUGGGUUUGGGUUUGGCAAUAGUGGAACAGGACCGUCGAACAAUGUAGGCAACAUUUUCCAGGCCAUGGCAGCUGGUGCGCCUGUGGGAGCCGGCAGUGCGGCGCCACCCACUGUUGCAUUUGGAAAUAGUGCACCAUUGCAGCCAACAGCCACUGGACGGAGGGCCAAUUUGAAUGCAGCGACACCUCAGAAUCCAUUUGGAUUUUGA
Magnusiomyces paraingens is the source of this 3762-nucleotide messenger RNA. RefSeq lists its product as uncharacterized. The record is from RefSeq and is a predicted model, not a curated record. Gene Ontology annotation, cellular component: nucleus. The transcript is spliced from 2 exons. Gene Ontology annotation, molecular function: identical protein binding; ubiquitin binding; cytoskeletal protein binding. Lineage: Eukaryota; Fungi; Ascomycota; Dipodascomycetes; Dipodascales; Dipodascaceae. Gene Ontology annotation, biological process: actin cortical patch assembly; regulation of actin filament polymerization. The coding region runs from base 1 to 3762 and encodes 1253 amino acids.